CCUCCCCGAAGGCGCACGUGUACCCCGCCCCAGCUGAUGGCCGCGAUGGCCUCCCUUCUGCCCAGGACCCACCGGGAUUUCAGUUCCAAGCAAUACUGGAACACCUUCUUCGCCCGCAGAGGAGCCAAGGCGUUCGAGUGGUAUGGCGAAUAUGCAGAGCUGUGCGGUCUCCUCCACAAGUACAUUCGGCCCAAGGACAAGAUAUUGGUCGCAGGAUGUGGAAAUUCUACGAUCAGUGCCGAUCUUUACAGAGUGGGAUAUAAGGACGUGGUAAAUGCCGACAUCAGCGAAAUCGUCAUAAGGCAAAUGCAGGAAAAGUACAAUCUCAGCUGCCCCGAGAUGAAAUGGGUUCAGAUGGAUCUCACAGCAUCAUCGUUUGAGGAUGGAGAGUUUUCGUGCGUGCUGGACAAGGGUACUUUGGAUGCCCUCAUGACAGAUUCCUCCCCCGAAGUCGUAGAAACGAUCAACAAGUAUUUCGCUGAGCUGGGAAGAAUCCUUCGAGUUGGUGGAAGAUACGUUUGCGUGACCCUCUUACAGGAACACAUCGUGGCCCACGUACUGGACUGGUUCCCAAAGAAUGGCUGGAUGGUGAGAGUCUGCAGGUGCGAAGAUGCUGAGAAAUCGCAGUCAGAUAACGGAAGUUUCUCGUUCCCAGUCUUCGUUGUAAUUUGCACAAAAUUUAAACAGAUGCCAAAUUUCAAACCAGUGGUUGAAAUUCAGUUCCAUGGCGAAGAGGUCAAGCGAGUAGAAACCACAGAUCAAGUAAUCCAGAACGUUGCAGAGUUGCAACAAUAUGCCCUCCUCCGUCAUAAUUUACAGUCUCAGCGUGUUGCAGGAGAGAACAUGACUGUGGAGCUCUGCGAUUCAAUAAACGGAGGAUGCAGAUACACUCUUCAUAUAGUUGACUCGCCCAAGAAAUCCAAUAGUCUUAAAUUUGCAGUGUUCAUUGUCCCACAUGGAAGAGAACAGGAAUGGAUGUUUGGGACUGCAAGUGGAAGAGAAAAGUUGGCAGAGAGUGCUGGUGCAUCACGGCUCAUAGUUGUUCACUUAGCCAGAGACCAGACGUACGACAACCUAAAGGCGAUACAAGAUGAACUUUCCGCAAAAGUUAUGGAGCUUGCUCCGUCAAAAUUACCAGCACAUACCAAGGUCCCUUUCCUGUCAGUGGGUGAAGAUCUAGGACACAGAGAAGAGCGCAUAAGAGGCCGCAGUCAGUUUUCUGGUGACUAUGUGGUCGAGGACGUCCAUCCCCCGGAAGCAGCUAAACUAAGACGACUCAUUUUCUUGGCCAACCAGAAUGUUAUACAGUCAGAAGCCAAAUUGUUGGUUGUUAAAGACAAAAAGAAGAAGAAGGAGAAAUUAACAAUAGACUAUUCUUACCUGUCGUGUGAGCAUCAUCUGGCCAUGGUUGGAGGUCUGGGCCUGAUUCCUUCCGGAGACGUCCUGCUGGUUGGUCUGGGUGGAGGACCCUUGGCCACGUAUAUCCACAAGUAUAUUCCCAAGGUAACGCUUACAGCUGUAGAACUUGACCCAUCGAUGGUGGAAGUUGCGAAAGAGUGGUUUGGUUUUGUGCCUGACUCUAGGCUGAAGGUGGAAGUUGGCAAUGGACUUGAUUACAUUGCCAGGAAGGCAGAAGAAGGUACAAAGUUUAGUGUAGUUCUCUUCGAUGUAGACUCCAAGGAUUCCAGUGUUGGCAUGAGUUGUCCUCCAAGAGAUUUUGUUGAAAGAUCAUUCUUGGAGAAGGUGGCAAGUUGCCUCACAGACAGAGGGCUGCUGAUUCUCAACCUGGUAUGCCGUGAUGAAAAAUUAAAAGCAGCGGUAAUUAGUGAUAUAAAAUCUCUGUUUCCAUCAGUCCUUUGUCAACAAAUCCCAGAGGAAGUAAACUGUGUCCUCUUCUGCUCUCUGUCUUCACAGCAGGCUAACUUGAAGUCAGAUUUUGAAAAAGGACUUAGAGAGAUUAACAAGUCUCUUAAGCAAUGUCAGAAAACUAAAGAGGAUGUCAUUAACACCUCUGAAGUUUGCCAGAACUUGAGUAUUUUGUAACACUUAAUUUUGAUUUAUAUAUGAAAGCAUAAAAGUAUAACAAUA
Messenger RNA from Penaeus monodon (black tiger shrimp), 2088 nucleotides. RefSeq names its product eEF1A lysine and N-terminal methyltransferase-like. The transcript has 13 exons. NCBI's taxonomy places the organism in Eukaryota, Metazoa, Arthropoda, Malacostraca, Decapoda, Penaeidae. The record is from RefSeq and is a predicted model, not a curated record. The coding region runs from base 37 to 2043 and encodes 668 amino acids.